AACUUCGGCUUUUGCGCUCCGGAAGCGGAAGUGGAGUAGUGAGGGAUCCCUGUGUGUUUGCUUACCUUGGAGAGCCGUUUUGGGUGCUGCUGUGUCAACGACCGAGGCCCCUUCAGGGCGUCCCGCGGAAGGAUCUUAAAAAUUGUACAGAAUUUCAAGAUGAGCGGUAAUUCUGAAGUGAAUCCAAAUUUUGAAGAGAUGUUUGCAAACAGAUUCACAAAAGACGACAAAGAAUACCAGGAAUACUUGAAACGUCCCCCUGACGCCCCUCCAAUUGUUGAGGAGUGGAAUAGCAGAGGUGGUGGUAACCAGAGAAAUAGAGGCAACUGGCUGCAAGAUAAUAGACAGUUUAGAGGUCGGGAUAACAGACGAGGAUGGCCAAGUGACAAUCGAUCAAACCAGUGGCGUGGACGGCCAUGGGGUAACAAUUACCCACAGCAGAGACAAGAGCCUUACUACCAACCACAGUACGGACAAUAUGGCCCCAACCUGCGGCCUCCAUAUAGUCAAUACUGACAGAAACGAAGCGGCCUUAACAAAAGACCAUUUGUUUUGAUAAUGUGCUAAAUGUUCGUUUGUCUUCUCUUGAUCAUAGUUUUUCUUUCUGUUUUACAGAAUGGGUUGUUAAUUGUUUAGAACUUGAGGCUUGAAAAUAAAUUGGUCUUGCUAGAGGUGUGACACUUGACGGGAAUAAAGUGUGGAUUAUAUUGUUUGGCUUUAUCUUAAAUACUGUUUGUUUAAUGAUUUAAUAGUGUUUUGAGUUUGGUAUGUUUUCCUUAUUUGGCCUCUAGGAGUUCUAUCUUUAACAGAAAAAUUUUAAAUAGGAAAUGCUGACUUUUACUUUAUAGAAGAGUUCCAUGCUCAGAUGUACUCACCUUGGACAUUUCCUAGAGUGAGGACAGUCAGUCUGUGAAAAACACCCGUAAUUAUUUAUCGUGUAUUGUACACAGUAGCAGCAAUUGAGAGGUAAAUAAAUGUGGUUUAUAAAUGUGAAUCCGCUCUAGAACCAGUUUGAUCUCUGUGUGGAAGAAGGACUCUUUCAGCUCAUCCUCCUGAGCUGCUGGGGUUGCAGCACUGAAUAUUUUGUGUGCUCCAAGAUUUUUGCAAACUUGCAACAGGGAAGAAACGGAUGUUCUCUAAAACACAAUACUCAUGUAAAUAUUGCUGCGUUUUGACUAUUUUGGUAUUUCACGUGUGUUGUAGAAUAUUAUUUUAAGCUGUUACAUUUGUUUAAUGGUACAAAGAUGUGUUGUAUUCCGUUAUGUUUCAUUUGUUGAACUCUGAAGCUGUGCUGCCUUGACUGUCUAAAACACCUGAUUGGUCUAAUAAAGAGCUGAACAGCCAAUAGCAAGGCAGGAGAAAGGAUAGGCGGGGCUGGCAGGCAGAGAGAAUAAAGAGAAAGAUAUCUGGGAGAGAUCAGUCGAGGAAAGAAGGGGCCAGCCACAGAGUAAUAGUGAAAGUAAGGUAUACAGAAGUAAGAAAAGGAAAAAACCCAGAGGCAAAAGGUAGGUGGGAUAAUUUUAAGUUAAAAGCUGGCAAGAAACAAGCCAAGCUAAGACUGGGAAUUUGUAGUAAUAAGACUCCGUGUGGAUUUACUUGGGAGCUAGGGGGCGGGCACUCUAAAAGAACAAAGAGUAAAAGAGCAAAAAGAGGGAGAAAAAUAAAACUAUUGACUCUAUAAGGCUAUUUUCAUUUUGAAAUGCUUCCCUUCGAUGCUUUACAGCCACAGUGAGACUGUCACUUCUUUCAGAACAAUCAUUCUUGAAAUACUUUAUGAUUACAAUAGAUUUAUUCAAGUCAUUUUUUUUUCAAGACGGUUUCUCUGUGUAGCUUUGGAGCCUGUUCUGGAACUUACUCUGUAGCUCAGGCUGGCCUCAAAAUCACAAAGGUCCGCCUGCCCUUUUCCCGAGUGCAGGGAUUAAAGGUGUGAGCUACCACUGUCCAGCUCAAGUAAAAAUUUUAAGGACUAAUUCAGUAUAUCAUAUGUGUACAAAUAUGUGAAGGAAUUAAUAAAUUGCAUAAGAUGUACGCAA
Messenger RNA from Myodes glareolus (Bank vole), 2033 nucleotides. RefSeq names its product RNA guanine-7 methyltransferase activating subunit (gene Ramac). Gene Ontology annotation, biological process: RNA 5'-cap (guanine-N7)-methylation. Gene Ontology annotation, cellular component: mRNA capping enzyme complex. NCBI's taxonomy places the organism in Eukaryota, Metazoa, Chordata, Mammalia, Rodentia, Cricetidae. The record is from RefSeq and is a predicted model, not a curated record. Gene Ontology annotation, molecular function: RNA binding.